AUGGCGAAUAUUGACUCAUCUACUGCCAUUGACACGGUCCAGACGGCAUCGGAUGAUGAUUAUUCUGAGCAACAGGUACCGCCAACAUCGCAAUUGCAGUGGGCACCUCAAUACAUAACGCAGAGAGCGGAUGUUGAAACACGCUCAAAUCAAGCACAAGAAAUUCCGACAUCUGAGGAGAUGUCGAGCGACUUUUGUGAUCCGAGUCGUACUCAGGAAUUGUCGACUGUGGUGAAAUCUCCUGGUAGAAUUGUUUUUUUUGGAACCAGCGGAUUUGCACUUUGCAAUGGACACUCGCUAGAAUUUGUCGUCGUUGGCAAAGCGUUCCUUUGA
This is a messenger RNA of Sphaeroforma arctica JP610, 333 nucleotides long. RefSeq lists its product as hypothetical. Lineage: Eukaryota; Ichthyosporea; Ichthyophonida. The transcript is spliced from 2 exons. Bases 1 to 333 code for a protein of 110 amino acids. The record is from RefSeq and is a predicted model, not a curated record.